Pseudophryne corroboree (corroboree frog) is the source of this 8675-nucleotide messenger RNA. RefSeq names its product oocyte zinc finger protein XlCOF22-like. Gene Ontology annotation, molecular function: DNA-binding transcription factor activity, RNA polymerase II-specific; RNA polymerase II cis-regulatory region sequence-specific DNA binding. Gene Ontology annotation, cellular component: nucleus. Bases 227 to 2293 code for a protein of 688 amino acids. The record is from RefSeq and is a predicted model, not a curated record. The transcript is spliced from 5 exons. Gene Ontology annotation, biological process: regulation of transcription by RNA polymerase II. NCBI's taxonomy places the organism in Eukaryota, Metazoa, Chordata, Amphibia, Anura, Myobatrachidae.
UGGCCGCCCGGAGCCUCCAGCGCAGUUUCUUUGCUGCACGCAGGGACUACAUUUCCCGUGAUCCUCCGCCCGUGCGUUCCAACUGACUUCCGGUCUCUGCGUUCCACAUAGCGGAAGUUAUUGGUUCAUUGUGUUCUGUGCCCUUUUUCGGGUGUGAGAGGACUGGGAGGGAGCAGAGAAGGAGGGGGAGUAUCUAGAGGAAAACAGGGGUCUGUACAAGGAUGUGAUGAUGGAAAAUCACCAGCCUCUCACAUCACUGGAUGGGUUCAGUAAUAGAGAUACCCCAGAGAGAUGUCCUCUGUAUUCCCAGGAUUGUACAGAGGAGAAUCACAGGAUCCCACAGGAGGAUCAGGGAGAAAGCAUUUCUGAUAUGAAGACAGAAGAUACAGAGGGAGAAGAAGAGACGUAUGUGACUGAUAUGAAGGCAGAAGAUAUAGAGGGAGAAGAAAAGACGUAUGUGACUCAUAUGAAGGCGGAAGAUACAGAGGGAGAAGAAGAUACGUAUGUGACUGAUAUGAAGGCAGAAGAUAUAGAGGGAGAAGAAGAGACGUAUGUGACUGAUAUGAAGGCAGAAGAUAUAGAGGGAGAAGAAGAGACGUAUGUGACUGAUAUGAAGGCAGAAGAUAUAGAGGGAGAAGAAGAGACAUAUGUGACUGAUAUGAAGGCAGAAGAUACAGAGAGAGAAGAAGAGACGUAUGUGACUGAUAUGAAGACAGAAGAUAUAGAGAGAGAAGAAGAGACGUAUGUGACUGAUAUGAAGGCAAAAGAUAUAGAAGGAGAAGAAGAGACGUAUGCGAGGGGUGAUCAGCAGUGUAAAGAGGAGGAAAUCCCAACAGAUAUCAACACAGCAGAUGGACACAGAAGCAGGAAUAUCGCAGAGGGACAUCUCAUUUUACCUCCAGUCUUUAAAAUUGAAGAUAACAUUGUACGAGAUUCCACAGGAGAAAUCCCCAUUACCCUAAAUAUACACCCAGUAACUCACAGUGCCAAUGUAUCAUCUAAUCCUUCUAAUCAUGAAUGUUCUCCUGAUACUUCAGGUGUGUUUUCCUGUUCUGAGUGUGGGAAAUGUUUUACAUAUAAAUCGCGUCUUGUUAGACAUCACAAAAUUCACACAGGUGAGAGGCCAUUUCCAUGUUCUGAGUGUGGGAAAUGUUUUGCAUAUAAAACACAUCUUGUUACACAUCAGAGAAGUCACACAGAUGAGAAACCAUUUCCAUGUUCUGAGUGUGGGAAAUGUUUUACAUACAAAUCAAGUCUUGUAAUACAUCAGAAAAGUCACACAGGUGAGAAGCCAUUUCGAUGCUCUGAGUGUGGGAAAUGUUUUAUAUGUAAAUCAAGUCUUUUAAUACAUCAGAAAAGUCACACAGGUGAAAAACUAUUUCCGUGUUCUCAGUGUGGGAAAUGUUUUACCUUGAAAUCAAAUGUCAUUAGACAUAUGAAAAGUCACACAGAAGAGAAGCCUUUUCAGUGUUUUGAGUGUGGGAAAUGCUUUUCAUAUAAAUUAAGUCUUGAUUUACAUCAGCGACUUCACACAGGUGAAAAACUCUUUCCGUGCUCUGAGUGUGGAAUAUGUUUUACACACAAAGCACAACUUAUUAGUCAUCAAAAAAAGCACACAGGUGAGAAGCCGUUUUCAUGUUCUGAGUGUGGGAAAUGUUUUACACACAAAUUAAGUCUUGUUACACAUCAGAGAAGUCACACAGGUGAGAAACCAUUUCUGUGUUCUGAGUGUGGGAAAUGUUUUACACAGAAAUCACAUCUUAUAAGACAUCAGAGAAGUCACACAGGUGCAAAACCAUUUCCAUGUCCUGAGUGUGGGAAAUGUUUUACACACAAAUCAGCUUGUGUAAGACAUCAGAGAACUCACACAGGUGAGAAACCAUUUCCAUGUUCUCAGUGUGGGAAAUGUUUUACACACAAAUCGCGUCUUAUUAUACAUCAGAGAGGUCAUACAGGUGAGAAGCCAUUUUCAUGCUCUGAGUGUGGGAAAUGUUUUAUAGCUAAAUUAAAUCUUGUCAUACAUCAGAGAAGUCACACAGGCGAGAGACCUUUUCUAUGUUCCGUGUGUGGGAAAUAUUUUACACAAAAAUCACAUCUUGUUAGACAUCAGAGAAAUCAUACAGGUGAGAUGCCUUUUUCAUGUUCUGCGUGUGGGAAAUGUUUUACAACUAAAUUAAAUCUCGUCAUACAUGAGAGAAGUCACACAGGGGAGAAGCCAUUUCCAUGUUCUGAGUGUGGGAAAUGUUAUACACAGAAAUCACAUCUUGUUAGACAUCAGAGAAGUCACAGGUAAAAUGCCAUUUCUCUUGUUCUGAGUAUGGGAAAUGUUUUACAUAGAAAUCAAGUAAUUUUACUUUGCACAGAUAAGCUAUUUUAACCUUCUCAAUGCAGAAAAACAUUUAUAUAUAAAUAACAUCUUCAUAGACAUCAGAGAACUUACAGCAAUGAGAAGUUUUAUAUUCUUGCCCUCUGUGUGGCAAAUGUGUUAUUCUGAGUAAACACUAUGUGAUUUGUCAUUCGUUCAGUUGACAAACUACAUGUCACGUAGUGCAUUUGUCCGUAUGUCUGUGAAUGACAUCAGUCACAGACGUUUCCCACCGUCUUGCAGCACGGCUGAUGUAUCUUGCAGAUACAGUGUAUCUGGCUGUGUAAGCAGCUGCACUAGCCGCCGACAAUGACAUCACAACUUGGUGGGCAAAUUGAAAUGGAGAGCAAAUCACAUCUCCAGUCAUGCAGUAUAUAACAUGUUGUAUUGGAAUUGCCUUCCACAUGCACAAAAAGUGGCACUUAUGCCAUGAAGAUGAGGCUGAAACAGAUCGUUAGUGUGUAAUUUAUUGUAUUUUUGCUUGUGUGUCAUUUAUUGUAUUUUCUGAGCUGUGCAUAAAGCAGAGGGAACCCUAUGUUAAUUGUCUCUUGCACCUAGCUUGCGAUAGGCGGAAGUGACAAUAAUGAUGGCUGCCCUCAUUUAUAGACAAUGUAGGGCAAUGUGAUAUGUAUGUAUAGUCAUACUCCAAUUCAGGUCUAUAAUGUGAAAUGUGGGACAUUAUCACAUUAUGUUUGGUCAUAUGCUGUAAUUGAAGGUUUGCCAGGAACUAGCACACCAACUGCCAGGAACUAGCACAGUAAUUGUACUCGCUAACUGCCAGGAACUAGGACAUCAACUGCCAGGAACUAGUACAGUAACUGUACCCGCCAAUUGCCAGGAACUAGCACAGUAACUGUACCCGCCAAUUGCCAGGAACUAGCACACCAACUGCCAGGAACUAGUACAGUAAUUUUUCCCGCCAAUUGCCAGGAACUAGUACUGUAACUGUACACACCAACUGCCAGGAACUAGUACAGUAAUUGUACCCGCCAAUUGCCAGGAACUAGCACAGUAACUGUACCCGCCAGCUGUCAGGAACUAGCACAGUAACUGUACCCGACAACUGCCAGGAACUAGUACAGUAACUGUACCCGCCAACUGCCAGGAACUAGCAGGGUAACUGUACCCGCCAGCUGUCAGGAACUAGCACAGUAACUGUACCCGACAACUGCCAGGAACUAGUACAGUAACUGUACCCGCCAACUGCCAGGAACUAGCACGGUAACUGUACCCGCCAACUGCCCAGAGCCAGGAACUAGCACAGUAACUGUAUACACCAACUGCCCAGAGCCAGGAACUAGCACAGUGACUGUAUACACCAACUGCUCAGAGCCAGGAACUAGCACAGUAAUUGUACCCACCAACUGCCAGGAACUAGCACAGUAACUGUACCUGCCAGCUGCCAGGAAUUAGCACACCAACUGCCAGGCUAGGAACUAGCACAGUAACUGUACCCGCCAACUGCCAGGAACUAGCACAGUAACUGUACCCUCCAACUGCCAGGAACUAGCACAGUAACUGUACCCGCCAACUGCCAGGAACUAGCACAGUAACUGUACCCGCCAACUGCCAGGAACUAGCACAGUAACUGUACCCUCCAACUGCCAGGAACUAGCACAGUAACUGUACCCGCCAACUGCCAGGAACUAGCACACCAACUGCCAGGAACUAGCACAGCAACUGCCAGAAACUAGCACAGUAAUUGUACCUGCCAAUUGCCAGGAACUAGGACAUCAACUGCCAGGAACUAGCACAGUAACUGUACCCGCCAACUGCUAGGAACUAGCACAGUAACUGUACCCGCCAACUGCCAGGAACUAGCACAGUAACUGUACCCGCCAACUGCCAGGAACUAGCACACCAACUGCCAGGAACUAGCACAGUAAUUGUACCUGCCAAUUGCCAGGAACUAGGACAUCAACUGCCAGGAACUAGCACAGUAACUGUACCCACCAACUGCCAGGAACUAGCACAGUAACUGUACCCGCCAACUGCCAGGAACUAGCACAGUAACUGUACACACCAACUGCCAGGAACUAGCACAGUAACUGUACCCGCCAGCUGUCAGGAACUAGCACAGUAACUGUACCCGCCAACUGCCAGGAACUAGUACAGUAAUUGUACCCGCCAAUUGCCAGGAACUAGCACAGUAACUGUACCCGCCAGCUGUCAGGAACUAGCACAGUAACUGUACUUGCCAACUGCCAGGAACUAGUACAGUAAUUGUAUCCGACAAUUGCCAGGAACUAGUACAGUAAUUGUACCCGCCAAUUGCCAGGAACUAGCACAGUAACUGUACCCGCCAGCUGUCAGGAACUAGCACAGUAACUGUACCCGACAAUUUACAGGAAUUAGCACACCAACUUCCAGUCUAGGAACUAGCACAGUAACUGUACCCGCCAACUGCCAGGAACUAGCACAGUAACUGUACCCGCCAACUGCCAGGAACUAGCACAGUAACUGUACCCGCCAACUGCCAGGAACUAGCACACCAACUGCCAGGAACUAGCACAGUAAUUGUACCUGCCAAUUGCCAGGAACUAGGACAUCAACUGCCAGGAACUAGCACAGUAACUGUAGCCGCCAACUGCUAGGAACUAGCACAGUAACUGUACCCGCCAACUGCUAGGAACUAGCACAGUAACUGUACCCUCCAACUGCCAGGAACUAGCACAGUAACUGUACCCUCCAACUGCCAGGAACUAGCACGGUAACUGUACCCGCCAGCUGUCAGGAACUAGCACAGUAACUGUUCCCGCCAACUGCCAGGAACUAGCACAGUAACUGUACCCACCAACUGCCAGGAACUAGCACAGUAACUGUACCCGCCAACUGCCAGGAACUAGCACAGUAACUGUACACACCAACUGCCAGAAACUAGCACAGUAACUGUACCCGCCAACUGCCAGGAACUAGCACAGUAACUGUACCCUCCAACUGCCAGGAACUAGCACAGUAACUGUACCCGCCAGCUGUCAGGAACUAGCACAGUAACUGUACCCGCCAACUGCCAGGAACUAGUACAGUAAUUGUACCCGCCAAUUGCCAGGAACUAGCACAGUAACUGUACCCGCCAGCUGUCAGGAACUAGCACAGUAACUGUACUUGCCAACUGCCAGGAACUAGUACAGUAAUUGUAUCCGACAAUUGCCAGGAACUAGUACAGUAAUUGUACCCGCCAAUUGCCAGGAACUAGCACAGUCACUGUACCCGCCAGCUGUCAGGAACUAGCACAGUAACUGUACCCGACAAUUUACAGGAAUUAGCACACCAACUUCCAGUCUAGGAACUAGCACAGUAACUGUACCCGCCAACUGCCAGGAACUAGCACAGUAACUGUACACACCAACUGCCAGGAACUAGCACAGUAACUGUACCCGCCAGCUGUCAGGAACUAGCACAGUAACUGUACCCGCCAACUGCCAGGAACUAGCACAGUAACUGUACCUUCCAACUGCCAGGAACUAGCACAGUAACUGUACUCUCCAACUGCCAGGAGUUAGCACGGUAACUGUACCCGCCAACUGCCAGGAACUAGCACAGUAACUGUACUCUCCAACUGCCAGGAGUUAGCACGGUAACUGUACCCGCCAACUGCCAGGAACUAGCACAGUAACUGUACCCUCCAACUGCCAGGAACUAGCACAGUAACUGUACCCUCCAACUGCCAGGAACUAGCACAGUAACUGUACCCGCCAACUGACAGGAACUAGCAGGGUAACUGUACCCGCCACCUGCCAGGUACUAGCACAGUAACUGUACCCGCCAACUGCGGGGAACUAGCACAGUAACUGUACCCGCCAACUGCCAGGAACUAGCACGGUAAUUGUACCCUCCAACUGCCAGGAACUAGCACGGUAACUGUACCGCCAACUGCCAGGAACUAGCACAGUAACUGUACCCGCCAACUGCCAGGAACUAGCACAGUAACUGUACCCUCCAACUGCCAGGAACUAGCACAGUAACUGUACCCUCCAACUGCCAGGAACUAGCACGGUAAUUGUACCCUCCAACUGCCAGGAACUAGCACGGUAAUUGUACCCUCCAACUGCCAGGAACUAGCACGGUAACUGUACCCGCCAACUGCCAGGAACUAGCACAGUAACUGUACCCGCCAACUGCCAGGAACUAGCAGGGUAACUGAACCCGCCAACUGACAGGAACUAGCAGGGUAACUGUACCCGCCAACUGCCAGGAACUAGUACAGUAACUGUACCCUCCAACUGCCAGGAACUAGCAUGGUUAAUUGUACCCUCCAACUGCCAGGAACUAGCACAGUAACUGUACCUGCCAACUGCCAGGAACUAGCACAGUAACUGUACCCUCCAACUGCCAGGAACUAGCACAGUAACUGUACCCUCCAACUGCCAGGAACUAGUACAGUAACUGUACCCUCCAACUGCCAGGAACUAGCACAGUAACUGUACCCGCCAACUGCCAGAACUAGCACAGUAACUGUACCCUCCAACUGCCAGGAACUAGCACAGUAACUGUACCCUCCAACUGCCAGGAACUAGCACAGUAACUGUACACACCAACUGCCAGGAACUAGCACAGUAACUGUACCCUCCAACUGCCAGGAACUAGCACAGUAACUGUACCCGCCAACUGCCAGGAACUAGCACAGUAACUGUACCCUCCAACUGCCAGGAACUAGCAUAGUAACUGUACCCGCCAACUGCCAGGAACUAGCACAGUAACUGUACCCUCCAACUGCCAGGAACUAGCACAGUAACUGUACCCGCCAACUGCCAGGAACUAGCACAGUAACUGUACCCUCCAACUGCCAGGAACUAGCACAGUAACUGUACCCUCCAACUGCCAGGAACUAGCAUAGUAACUGGACCCGCCAACUGCCGGGAACUAGCAGGGUAACUGUAGCCGCCAACUGCCUGGAGACCAGAAUGAGCAUAGUGGUUGUCCAUGAACAUAUAUCCCCACCAACAGCCACAAUUGUUAUUCCGAUACUUUAUGUAUCAUAUUUCCACCGCAUUUUAAAUACUGUAGUAAGCUCAACUAGUGUCAUCAUUAUCUCCUGUUUCAUGUUAUUUGUUUCUCUCGUGAUCACCUCAGUGGUCAGUGCUGAGUAAUAUUCUGGUGGCUAAUGAUAAAAUAUAAGAACCCUCCUACAUAUAGUAUUAUUAUAAGAAUCACAGCGUUACACAUAGUGGAUGCCGCCAUUUGGUGGCUGAUAUAACAUCUAUAAAACUGCACCCUAUCCAGUCACUAGGGACCAGUGGCAUCACUGAUAGUGCAGCCUAUCCAGUCACUAGAAGCCAUUGACAUCACUGAGAGUGCGGUUUAUCCAGGCACUAGGGACCAGUGACAUCACAGAGAGUGCAGCCUAUCCAGUCACUAGAAGCCAUUGACAUCAUUGAGAGUGCGGCCUAUUCAGGCACUAGGGACCAGUGACAUCACAGAGAGUGCAGCCUAUCCAGGCACUAGGGACCAGUGACAUCACUGAGAGUGCGGUUUAUCCAGGCACUAGGGACCAGUGACAUCACUGACAGUGCAGCCUAUCCAGUCACUAGAAGCCAUUGACAUCACUGAGAGUGCGGCCUAUUCAGGCACUAGGGACCAGUGACAUCACAGAGAGUGCAGCCUAUCCAGGCACUAGGGACCAGGGACAUCACUGACAGUGCAGCCUAUCCAGUCACUAGAAGCCAUUGACAUCACUGAGAGUGCGGCCUAUUCAGGCACUAGGGACCAGUGACAUCACUGAGAGUGCGGCCUAUCCAGGCACUAGGGACCAAUGACAUCACUGAUAGUGCAGCCUAUCCAGGCACUAGGGACCGGUGACAUCACUGAUAGUGCAGCCUAUCCAGUCACUAAAAGCCAUUGACAUCACUGAGAGUGCAGCCUAUCCAGGCACUAGGGACCAGUGACAUCACUAAGAGUGCAGCUUAUCCAGUCACUAGGAGCCAGUGACAUCACUGAGAUUGCGACCUAUCCAGUUACUAGGAGCCAGUGACAUCAGAGGCCCUUUAUCUAUCGAUCAGCUGUAUUCUAUAUUUGUGUGUCAUUUAUGUGUGAAUAAAUGUAACCCCUUAUAAAAUAGGUAUUAAGAGUCCAAUAGUUGGCGCUGAGUCUAUGCCAGUGACAGUACAUUGCUGUCCCGUGCUUUAUAAUAACAUAUAUUGUAUAGUGCAGGUUAUACAGUGACUAAUGCAAUGUUUUAUGAUGGUUUUAUUUCAUGACUUUACGUCUAUAUUCUUUUGCAAAUAUGUAAAUAAAAUAAUAAGAAACAAUAUAUAUGGACGUUUUAUGGUCUAUACACAAAUAAGGUAAUAAAUAUAUAAUUACCAACAAA